Cygnus olor (mute swan) is the source of this 3999-nucleotide messenger RNA. Its product is annotated as olfactory receptor 4M1-like. Gene Ontology annotation, molecular function: G protein-coupled receptor activity; olfactory receptor activity. Gene Ontology annotation, cellular component: membrane. Bases 1 to 453 code for a protein of 150 amino acids. NCBI's taxonomy places the organism in Eukaryota, Metazoa, Chordata, Aves, Anseriformes, Anatidae. Gene Ontology annotation, biological process: G protein-coupled receptor signaling pathway. The transcript has 2 exons. The record is from RefSeq and is a predicted model, not a curated record.
AUGACACUAGGAAACUUCUCCAGGGUGACUGAAUUUAUCCUUCUUGGGCUUUCUGAUAGAAGGGAGCUGCAAAUCCUCUUCUUUGCCUUCUUUUUCCUGGCCUAUGCCAUGGUUCUCCUGGGGAACCUUCUCAUUAUUGUGACAGUCAAAGUUGACCCCAAGCUGUCCUCACCUAUGUACUUUCUGCUCUGCAACUUGUCCUUCAUAGAUAUCUGUUGCACCUCUGUCACCUCUCCCAGGAUGCUGGUGGACCUGCUCUCACAAAGGAAGACCAUUGCCUUUGAGGACUGUAUAGCCCAGCUGUUUUUUCUGCACUUUGUUGGGGCAACAGAGAUGUUCCUCCUGACAGUGAUGGCAUAUGACCGCUACACUGCCAUCUGCAAGCCCCUGCACUACACAGCCAUCAUGAGCCAGCAGGUACACCUCUGCAAUCAUUUCUACAAUGAAAGAUAAAAUGCACAAGGUCAACACAUCAACAGUAUCUGAAUUUAUUCUCAUAGGCCUUUCUGAUGCUCCAGAGGUGCGUUUUUUUCUCUUUGUGCUGUUUUUGAUCAUCUAUUUGGUCACCAUGGCAGGCAACAUCACAGUGUUUGUUGCCAUUAGCACAGAUACUCAUCUGCACAACCCCAUGUACUUCUUCCUUGGCAACUUAUCCCUACUGGAUAUCUUAUGCCCCACUAUUACUGUGCCAAAGAUGCUGGAGGUCUUGUUGUCUGAGGACAAUGUGAUUUCAUUCAGUGGCUGCAUACUCCAGCUGUUCUUCCUCAUUGAUGUUGUAGGCACAGAGAUUUUUCUCUUGGCUGUGAUGGCAUAUGACCGUUAUGUUGCCAUAUGUCAACCUCUGCAGUACGUUAAUAUUGUGAGUAUGAAACUAUGUGCUCGCCUAGCCAUUGGCACCUGGGUAGUAGGAUUUUUUAAUUCUCUAUUGCACACAUCUUUGAUUUUUACACUCUUUUUUUGUGAUUCUAAUGAAGUUGACCAAUAUUACUGUGAUAUUCCACCUGUGCUGGCCCUCUCCUGCUUACCUACUUACAGUAGGGAACUGGUGAUUCUUACAGUAGCUGGGGUCCUUGGAAGUAGUGCCUUUGUGGUCACUCUGGUCUCAUAUGUCUAUAUCCUUCUGGCUAUCCUGUGCAUGAACUCUGCUGAGAGCAGGCACAAAGCUUUCUCCACUUGCAGCUCUCACUUGACAGUGGUAUGCCUUUUCUAUGGGACUACUAUUUGCACGUAUGUACGGCCUUCUUCUGCCUACUCACCUGAUCAGGAUAGGAUAGUUUCCAUGCUCUAUGGGAUCCUCACUCCGCUGCUAAACCCCAUAAUCUACAGUCUGAGGAACAAAGAAGUCAAAUGUGCCCUUGGAAGAGUAAUCAGCCGGGUGAAAACUACUUUAACAAAAUGAGAACAUCUUUCUCAGUCUCUGGCCUCCUCUGGAAGCCCAAGCAAUUGGAUAUGGACUGCUGGUAAUGACAUCUCCUCUUACUUUAAUCAUCUAAAAGAUAGAUGUUGGAAUAGAAUCUCCUUCUCUGGGCUCCAUUUACAAUUAAAAGGGAGAGGUACGCAUCUCCAGACAGCCAACUGGAUGGCACAACUCUGGGUCAUUAUUACAGGAGGAGGUGACCUUGGCUUGUAAUCUUUUCCUCCAUUGAGCAUGGAAGAAGCUUAGGUGAGAACCUUGGUCUUAAAUAUGGGUAUUGCCAGUCAGGUACUGUAGGCACACUUAAUGGUGCACACGCUUCUGUUAAAGUAGCUUAUAGAACUGUUUCCUCUUACUGACCAUUUAAUUCCUGUGGAAAAGAAUGUAACUGUAUCCUGUGUGGGAGACUGACUGGAGGGAAAGCUCCUUUGCCAUCAUUUAAGCUCAUCAGUCUGGGUGUUUUCAACUGGCAUGCCAGUAAUUCAGCUUCAAUGCCAACAAGCAUAUCUGGCCAUAGCUUGUGCCACAUAUCUCAGUCUGCCAGCAUGUGAAUCAGCUCCUACAAACUGUAGAUAUCAGCUAUAUUGAUGUCUAUACAGUAAAAGAAAUCCUAGAAAACUAUAGCAAGUGGGACGAUGGGGAGGCUUUUCAGUCAUGGUCUUUCUGUGACCACUGUCUGGGCCUGCCCUGGUUUUUCACAGUGUUGGUGGACUGAAGGAAGGCUUAUCGAGUGUGCUUUAGGUCUGCGAGUCCAUAACUAGGAACAGCACUUCCAGGUGAAAGCAAAGGUAUGGCUGACAAAAAGGUGGAAAUGGACGCAAGAGAAGGGAAGUGCUGUGCUAUCUCCUUUGUGCAUUGUGGCUGUAAAUCUGUGUAUACCUUAACUAUGUGCCUCUGUGCUGGGGUGAUAAACUUACAGCUUGAUGUGGACCUGAGGCUGUGUUAAAACACUGUGCUAAAUAGCUGAUAUUGCACAUGGUUCCUUACUAAAAAAACAAAUGUCAAGGAUGUCUUUUAAUGGCCUUUCCUGUGGUUGCUGCCUUGGCAUGAAGGCUAAACUAAUGACUUUUCUGCAGGAACUCAGAUCUUAGUGAUAACAAAUGCACAUUCUUGUACUAUGGAAGUAAUCUGAGCUUCAUUCUUAUCUGUAGAACAUGUUUGCAAUGGGUUCAUAGGGCAACUAAUAACCAAAAGAGCUUUUGCCUAGGGUAAUGUAUUCUGAUUUUUUUUUGUUGUUGUUUUGAAAACAUUUCACGAACUUAAGAAAUGACAUGAAAGUCUAUCCAAGGGCAUUUAAGUUUCAAAGCCAAGCUUUAAGAAGCUGCCAAAGCCACCCAUGUAGCCAUACCACUACAGAGUUUCCAACAGAGUUCAGUGUGCUGACCUACAGUAAUCAUGGGAUUAAGUCACCUAAGCACAAGUUUUAUUGAUGACCCAAGGCAUCUUUCCUGGUCCCUAGUUUAUGCUCAAAAAUAAUAAUAAAUACACCCAGAAUACUCAGUCCUGUUUCAUUUCCAGCAGCUGGCUGAAGAGAUCAGAAAUCCUGUGAAAUAGGGGGGUAAUUACCUAUUGUGUGUAGAGUGACAGGUAUUUCCAUGGUUUUACCUGUGAUUCUUCAUCUAUGACAAUAGAAACAAUUUUCCAAAAACAGCCACACUGAUUCCUGAGCCAUAUGACAAAUUGCAAGGCAUUUAUCAAUGCAGACAGAGGGACUGUCUGCUCUUCAAAAAAUGAGCACAGAAAACUUGUUAUAGGCUGGCGCACCAGUCCCCUUCAAUGGUCACUUAACAACUGCUCUGCAGGGUCACAAAAAUUACUGUGGAGAUGAUGUGGGGAUGGGGAGGAGCAGCUAUGCUGUUUCCUUGCAAAUCCAAAGAUUCUGGUUGCUAGACCUGGAAUUCCGAGAUCAGACUUGCUCAGGAAGCAUUUCUGUUUCACACCUCAUGAGCUUUUUGUCCAUUUUAUAUCCUAUAUGUUGGAUAGAAGAGUAGCGAUCAGCCUCAUAUGUGCUAUGGUUCAGCAUUAGUGGCCUGUAUGUGCCUGGGUGGGCUGGGACAGACCCAUUGAACAGAAAUGCCUGCAGAGCAGUGGAUGUGAGAGUACUGAGUCAAGCUGUAAAAGGAGAAUUCCACAGCUUUGUAGCUGAGGGCAGCCCCAGCCUGCACGGCAUGGCCCCAAGCAGCAGUGGUCAGAGGGGUGGUUAUGGCUGUGUUCUCCAUGCCACAGCUACACUGUCCAAAAGCCCAUCUCCUGUGUGGAGUUCUCAGACCAUCUGCUGCAUGCCCUGGAACAGACGCUGCAUGGCCCAUUGAGUUUUGCCCCUGCUUCCACCUCUCGGCAAUGGACAUGCCAGCACCAAGGCAUAUGCGGGGAAAUGCUGAGAUCUGCAUGGCAGCUGCAUGGGUGUGAUGGUGAAACAGAUGUUCCUGAGGCCAACAGUCUGGGGUGAGCUGUCUGAGGAUUCAGAGCCACUGCUAGGGCAGAGUAAAGACAAUGAGGAAGCACAGCAAGUCACGGGGAGAGAAGUGGAUUCAGAUGGGGAAGAAAAACCAAAAAAAAUGCCCAUAAAACAAAGACCACACCCA